This is a messenger RNA of Drosophila hydei, 2186 nucleotides long. Its product is annotated as myb-like protein Q. NCBI's taxonomy places the organism in Eukaryota, Metazoa, Arthropoda, Insecta, Diptera, Drosophilidae. The coding region runs from base 147 to 1778 and encodes 543 amino acids. Gene Ontology annotation, cellular component: plasma membrane. Gene Ontology annotation, molecular function: zinc ion binding. The transcript is spliced from 2 exons. The record is from RefSeq and is a predicted model, not a curated record. Gene Ontology annotation, biological process: synaptic signaling.
UAUUUUUUUUUAAAAGUAUCAUUUCCGAAUCUCUUCAGUCAAUCAGUUAAAAGACCUAAGCAAUUUAUUACUACGAGCUACUUCUAUUUUGUAAUUUCGUAUGUAUUUCAAGUAUCCCGGUGAAAGCGUUGUGUGUGCGAACAUUUAUGGGAACAUUUUCUCCCUAUCGCUUGAUAUAUGCGAGUUUAGAUAACAGGAUGAAUCGUCAUGAGAAUAUUGUGUGCAAGGGCUGCAGUAAGGUGGACUUCACGGGUCGCUGUUAUCGUUGCCUCAGUUGCCAGGACUUCAAUAUGUGUGCCGAGUGCUAUGACAAUGAUUUUACAACAGCUCAGCAUCCAUUCGAUCAUCCGGUCAAGUGUGUCUUUACGCCGGCCGACGUCGAGCUCUAUUUUGGCGGCGAAUAUCUUAACGACCCACCGCAGAGCUAUCGAUGUCCAUACUGCAAGCAGUGGGGCUACAAUGAGUCCACAUUUCUGGAGCAUGUGUCCGCUGAGCAUGUGGGCGCCAGCACAUUGCUGGUCUCCACCAUGGUCACACUCUUCGAGCAGCAGCAGGCGGUUCGUUUGUUUCUCGAGGACGAACAACUGGCAGUGUUCGCUUCGGCCGCAACGUCACGCAAUGAGCUCAUGAAUCGUAACGAGGGCUCGCUGGAGCUAUUUUUGGAGCCACUCAAUCCCAAUGGCAGUUAUCAGCGAGAGCAUCCGACCUCUCCGCUAACAUUUCGCGUUGCCAAACCCGGCGCCGUCGAGGUUGCGCCCUGGGUAGCCGAAGGUGGUGCCUUGACGGCGUCGAACAGUAACCACAACGUAGACAAUAACUUUCUAAUACCGGAUCCAGUACGUCGUCAAUCCCUAUUAGAUCGUGCCCGCCAUCGUCUCAACUUUGAUAGGCCUCCGUUGCCAGUGCAACAGCAGCAGCAGCAGCAGCAGCAGCAACAACAGCAGCAGCAACAACAGCAGCAGCAGCAACAACAACAGCACCAGCAUCAGCACCAUCAGCACCAGCAGCUUGGCAGCGGUCAUCCCACGCUCUCGGAGAUGAUGAGAUUCAACGAGCCGCUGCCCACCAGUCGUUCCAAUCGUCCGGGCAACUUUCGUGUGGUGGCCAAUCAGUCGCCCAAUCAAUCGAGCAGCGGUCGCAGCAUAAAUCUCUUUGGACCCAAUGCAGCGGCCGAGAAUAUGCGACGUGCCUUCUAUCCGCCCGGCGAGAUCAGCAGGACGCGUGCCCAGCGGCAUCGAGGGCCACGCAUGCAAAUGGAGGGAUUCCCAGCGAGCGGUGUGAGGCAAGUGCAUGUCCAGCGUUUGCGAGGCGGCCCAGGCCCUGGCCCAGCGACUGGGCCCAGUCCUGGCCAGCGUCUGGUCGAGUUCAGUGAGCUGGCGCAUGGCGCCAACGAGCUGCUGGGCCAGAAUGUCGCCUCCGGUGCGGUUAUGUUGCGUACCAUCGAGGAGGAGGAGCAGCAGCAACAGCAACAGCCCACAUCCGAGUCGAAACAGUUGGAACAGGAGCGUGAACGUUACCUUUGCUACCCAUUCCUAUCUUCCUCAUCCAGUGCGCCAUGUCCGCCCGAGGAGCAAAUCACAUUUUUGGCCCAGCGGGCCGAAUUUGUGGCCCAACUGUUGGCCUCGGUGCUGUGCGAGGAGGAACUGAGCGGCGGCAUGGGCGCCAUGGCGCCAGCCAACGAUUCGACGGAUGUGACCAACUUAAUCAAGCGAUCGAAUAGCGAAUUUGUGGGAGCUGGCGACUCCAAGCUGGAUCUAAAGCACACCACACCAUGCUAAAGCAAAUGGACACUCGUCAAGUUCAGAUUCGUUUUGGUUAACUGGGGCAAAUGCAGCAGCAGCAGCCGAAACUUUCGUUGAUUCUUUAACAAUAUAAUAGGCACAAAAAUUUUUGUAAAUUCCAAUUCCGAUUUUGGAAAGGCCAGAAAAAUCUAUAUCUAUUUUCUUUUUGAGCAUGCGGCCCCUGGGCCCAAACUUCUAAAAUUACCAAUUGUCGUAAAAGUGAUUUGCGUCUUACAAUUUAGACUUUCAGUCAAGUAAUACUAGGGUCCGUUUUACGUAAUCAUCAAGCAAGCAUAUAAAGACGCUGAAUAAUCAAUGUGAGUGUACACCAGAUAUUCAAUACUAAAUCGAUAAGUUAUCGAUAAAUUAUUGUAACACAGCACCAGUUUUAAAAAUAAAAACCUA